AUGACCUAUCAAGUUCCUUACUCCUCGAGCCCGCCAUCAACACCAGACAGAAGAUCCAGCAAUGGCAGGAAUAUAUUUGGCUUAUCAAACCCUUCGACAACCCCGGCUGGGCCGCCGCCUUCUUCUGCCGGAUCUUUCACCCCAGCAGGUCCACCGCCAUCCUCUAUUCUUGGAAGCUCGAUGCUGGGUGCCAAUAGUCCUUUAAAGCCUCUCUCGUUUUCACAGCAAAGCACAUUCAGCCCAUCGCAAAGCAAACUCGACGCUUUCAACUCGUCUAACUUUUCGAAUUCGGCAAGCUCUUCAGCAACACCAAAAUACUCUGUUUUCCAACCACCCAAACAAAGAGGCUUCCACGCUCCCCACGAUAGUGAAGAAGAAGAAUAUGAAGAGGGCGAUGACACUGGAGAAUAUAUGGACGAGGAUGACGACCUUCGCCAAAGUCUCAAGGAAGAUUACACCCAGGAUACCAAUGCAAUGAUGGACGAUGAUGCUUCAUACGAAGAAGAUGAAGAUAUGAACGAUGAUCAAUCUGGCGCCAGAUCAAAUGGAUACGCGCAACGCAGCAGUUCUGACCUAUUACUUGGUACACCAGGUGCCCUGGUUAAAACUCAAGAAGAAGAUAUGCGAAGCUUGAAAGACUCAUUCUCAGCUGCGACGAAACCUUCCAUCUUCGGAAAGAUUGCCAAGGACAUGUACACACGGAUAGGAGUGCCGAACGUAGAGGAAUCGGACGACCUAGUUUUGGACACUGAGGCUAUAAUUACAAAUCUUUAUGAGGAGGGUAUUCAAACAGAGGGUGAUGACUCUCUACAGCAUACUUUAGGAAAGAUAUCUGGCGAGUUGACAAAUCUCUGGACCGACUAUCAAAGUAGAACCGCCACAUACAGUUCCGAAGAAUAUACAGCUACUAUCGGUCCAGGCCCCAGAGCCUCGAAUUUCGCGAAAGCCAACUUCUUAGCAGGCCUCGCAUUGAACAUUCAUCACUCAUUGGAUACCCUGGCCUCAAAUACAGCAAAAACCUUUCACCCAUCAGCCAUUCCGAGCCCAAGAUCCAAGGCUAUUCCAGGAGUGUUAGUGGAAUGGUUGGGCGCGUAUCAUGAUCCUUACACGUCACAAUUUGACGAAAUCCAAGUACAUAGGCCAAGUCCUGCUAACCAUCAGCUCUUCUGGGGUGCUAUAUUCAAUGGCAUCCUGCGUGGAAAAAUGGUUUCAGUCAUCAAUACUUUGAAGGAUGCCGGAUGGAGGCACGCUAGAGGUGGAAUGGACGACAUGAGAAAUCUGUCCGGCCAAGUGGGAUUUACAGGACAAUCUUUAAUCAACAUUGAGAAAGUCGCUAGCGCCGCAGUCGUUGCUCUCUCAACGUGUCCCGGAAUAGACGGUGAUUGGAACACCCGGGGAAGUGACUGGACUUUGUUUCGUCUACGGGUCUCACAAUCUCUUGAAGAUCUGAAAAACUUCGCCGAAGGAAAAGACAGAGGUCACAACGCAUCGACAGUCUCAGAUAGAUUUGGCAAGUCAUCUAUGGGUACUUAUAGUACGAUCGCAAGGAAAGCUGAAAGCCAGGUACCGUGGAGUAUUUACCAGAAUUUCUUGACUUUAUACAGUCUUGUAUUGGGAGAUUCUGCUGCUGUCAUUUCAAAUGCCCAGGAUUGGUGUGAAGCCACCGUUGGCUUGGUCCUGUGGUGGGAUGGAGGCAAAAACAAUCGACGCUCAUAUUUGGGCCAAUCUCGUGAUAACGGGGUUUACCUACGUAGGCUUCGAGAGGCACUUGCGCUCGUGACGGGCGACACAACAGAUUUCCAAGUCAAUACGUUGAAUCCCGUCGAAGUUGGCCUGGCUUCGCUCAUCGAUGGAGAUAAUGAGGCAGUGGUAGGGUUCUUACGAGCCUGGUCCGGCCCGGUCUCUUCUGCAGUCGCCGAAGUUGCUUCCAUUGGAGGUUGGCUUCCACCAGCCGAGCCACAGAGCCUCAUCAACAUGGGAAGCUUGGACCAGGACGAUAUGGAUCUGCUUGGAAUCAAUUCUUCACCCUCUAAGACAGACGGCAUCAAAGAUCAGACCCUUAUCAUUUAUGCUAGGUCUUUGACCAACCGAGGAGAACUUCAGUCUACAGCUGCAUCUCAAACCCGGCAACAAAGUAGAGAGGGAUGGGAAUUGGCAAUUGCUGUUCUAGGUAGGCUUGACUCAGUUGCUCGUUCUGAGGAAAUGGUGGGAAAUUUCUUGAGCGAUUUCCAUUUGGAUUCUGCAGGAACAGUUGACAAGCUUUGGGUUCUCCUAAUUGAUAUUGGCAUGACCCGCCAUGCUGAAGCUUCGGCAGAGUCAUACGCUGAUAUCUUGGCGGAAGACUCACAUAAUUAUGGCGAGGCACUCUGGUAUUAUGCACUUGCUCAUAAGGAGACCAAAGUCAAAGAUGUCUUGGACUUACUCAUCUCCUUGUCACUCGUUCAAUCAAUGGCAUUUCCUCCGGAUGCCGAAAUGGAUAAUUAUUUAAGGAGUCUGGUAUCAUCCCCAAAGACAACGCUUACGGACCUCUCGAAGAUGGAUGUUCCAGCAGCGGAACUUCUCCACAAACUACUUAGCGGUUAUGCUACAUUACGGAAAUUCUACGAUUUGAGAGAUGAAGAAGUCUUGUUACCGAAAGGCCUGAAGCCUCAGAAGGGUGCCGUUACACGAAAAUCGGAAGCAGCAGCAGCCUUACUUGCUGUCAUUACCAGUUCUGACGACAAUAUCCGAGGUGGUCUUUAUGAUGAGGAGCGUGGUGCUGUUGUCAGCGUAGACUUUCUCCUGGCGUUAUUGGGAGAGGCAAUGGUCUUUGUCAACCAGCCGAACUUGACAAUCAGUACGUCACAGAUUGAUAUCCUAUUGAAGGCCAUCGAAGACAUUCAAACAGUCGGACCACGGGUGUAUUCAGCUUGCAUGGAAUUUUUGCAAACUGUCAUUGCGUCGGCAACGGGACUCAAAGGGUCAUCUCCAACGGACAUGUUGAGGAAGUCGACGUCAAACACAAGUGGUACGAGCAGUUUUUCGAUGGUUGGCAGCUCAAUGCUUGCUUCUCAAUUAAAGCAGUCGAUGGGAGGUAGCGGGGUUCUAGUCAAGGGCAAUAUUAAGCGUGGAUGGGACUGGAGACGUGGUGUCUCGGCUGGGACCACUGGAGAUGAUGUGCUGCGAAUCCUAAGACUUGGAUUAGCAAAGGACCUAGCGAAGGCUUGGCUCUUGGAGGCAGAUGGUACAAUGUAA
Lachnellula hyalina is the source of this 3234-nucleotide messenger RNA. RefSeq names its product Nucleoporin (gene NUP85). The record is from RefSeq and is a predicted model, not a curated record. The coding region runs from base 1 to 3234 and encodes 1077 amino acids. The transcript is spliced from 2 exons. Gene Ontology annotation, cellular component: nuclear pore outer ring. Gene Ontology annotation, molecular function: structural constituent of nuclear pore. Gene Ontology annotation, biological process: positive regulation of DNA-templated transcription; protein import into nucleus; mRNA export from nucleus. Lineage: Eukaryota; Fungi; Ascomycota; Leotiomycetes; Helotiales; Lachnaceae.